This is a messenger RNA of Toxorhynchites rutilus septentrionalis, 2637 nucleotides long. RefSeq names its product septin-interacting protein 1 (gene sip1). The coding region runs from base 81 to 2525 and encodes 814 amino acids. Gene Ontology annotation, cellular component: U2-type post-mRNA release spliceosomal complex. Lineage: Eukaryota; Metazoa; Arthropoda; Insecta; Diptera; Culicidae. Gene Ontology annotation, molecular function: nucleic acid binding. The transcript has 2 exons. The record is from RefSeq and is a predicted model, not a curated record. Gene Ontology annotation, biological process: spliceosomal complex disassembly.
UUUAUGUUUACAUUCAAACUUGAUCAGCCCAAAAGCCCGAAAGUGCUUCAGAAAAAUCGAAUACGUUUCUGCGCGCAAGUAUGGCUGAUGAAGAGUACGAACGGUUCGAGAUCACCGACUACGAUCUGGAUAAUGAGUUCAACCCGAAUCGACGGAACCGGCGUCCAACGAAGCAGCAGCAGAUAUACGGUAUCUGGGCGGACGAUGAUUCCGAAAAUGAGCAUGAUGACGGAGAAGCGGGACCGUCGUCCCGUAGGGGACGUGGUCGGGCUGGCAAAACAGCUAAGGACUAUUCCGCCCCUAUUGGAUUUGUCGCCGGGGGUAUUCAGCAGGCUGGCAAGAAGAAAGAGGAGAAACACGAAAGUGACGAAGAGGAUGAUGAUGACGAAGCCGAUGAGAGACCUCGCCUUGGUGGAGCUGCGAGUGGCACAAGCUCGGAAUCUGAAUCGGAAGCGCAGGCGAAAGCAAAUGAUUUUCGGUCUAUGGCGGGUUUUAGGAAAUUUACUGCUCAGACCGCGCAACUGGGGAAGGGUGUCGGCAAUUGGGAGCAGCACACGAAGGGUAUUGGCGCGAAGCUACUGUUGCAGAUGGGCUAUCAGCCGGGGAAAGGUCUCGGCAAGAAUCUGCAAGGUAUCGCUGCGCCUGUAGAGGCACAUCUGCGAAAAGGUCGCGGGGCUAUUGGAGCUUAUGGUCCGGAGAAGAAGAGAGUUGUUUUAGACCAGAAGCAGAAACAGCUGAAGGAAGAUGCCAUUGAGAUACAGGAUAAAGACGCAGGACAACAGUGGCGCAAAGAUAAGCAUAAAGGGCGUUAUUUUUACAAGAGUGUCGAGGAUGUUAUCGAGAAGGGGAAGCGAUCUUAUGCCCCAUUUGAUAAGAAUUCGAAGUUAAGUCAGGUGAAAGUUAUUGACAUGACUGGUCCUGAGAGCAGGGUUCUGAGCGGAUAUCAUGCCUUAGGUCAGGCUAAAAUAGCAGAUGAAGACCUGUUCGAAUCGAAACCAACAAAGGAAACAUCUAACUUCGCUCUGCCUGAGCUGAUGCAUAACCUCAAUCUUAUGGUAGAGUUUUGCGAACAGGAUAUCAUUUCCAUUGACAAGCAAAAAUGUGCGGCUAAGGAUCGCGAAGAGCAGCUUGAGAUUGAAAAGGACAAUUUGAUUCGCAUCACACAGUUGGAGAAAGAUUAUAUAGAAACAUUGGAAGGAGCCUUGGAAUUAGUUAGGGCUCUCGUGGAACCGGAAGAUGGUUCAGUUUCGCUCGAAGAGUGCGAAAAGAUUUUCGUACGAAUGCAAACCGACUUUCCUUCGGAGUAUAAGGAAUUCGGAUUGGAUGAUCUUGCUCCCGGUGUAGUUGCCCCGUUAAUCGCAGCCCGCUUGAAAGAGUGGAAUCCAUUCAUCGAUCCAACGCGGCAUCUUGAUUUGUUUAAGCGCUGGCGUUCGAUAUUGGGUUCUUCCGACACUGAGAAACGCAAUCUUUUGGAUCCAUAUUGUGGACUGGUAUGGUCCGGGGUAAUUCCCAGCAUUCGUUCCGCAGCGUCGGCGUGGGAUCCAAGAAUCCAUCAGCCUAUGAUCGCGUUGCUGGAUGCCUGGGCCCCUCUACUUCCAUCGUGGAUACUCGAUAACGUUCUGGAGCAAAUCGUUAUGAGCAAAUUAAACGCUGCCGUCACCGAAUGGGAUCCGUUGACUGAUACUAUUCCAAUUCAUGUGUGGAUUCAACCAUGGGCUGGUAUUUUGGGCUCAAAAAUGGAACAGAAUAUUUAUCCAACCAUUCGCGAGAAACUCAGUAAAGCGCUCAAGGCAUGGAAUCCGGAAGAUAGAUCGGCUCGGGCAAUGAUAACGCCCUGGAAGGGCGUAAUGGCCGAAGAAGAUCUGCAGGUAUUCCUGACGAAGAAUAUAAUUCCCAAGCUGGAGCUUCGUCUAACAGAGCUUGUGAUCAACCCGUUGCAGCAGGAUUUGGAGAUUUUCAACCAAGUCUGGGAGUGGAACGAAAUAAUUUCCAGUAUUCAAAUGGCCAACAUACUGGACAAGUACUUCUUCCCGAAGUGGAUCCAAACAUUGGUUAUAUGGUUGAACCAAUCUCCCAACUUUGAUCAGGUCACCCGUUGGUACCAGGGAUGGAAAUCACAGUUCACCGAUGAUAUAAUCCGCCAAACGAACAUCAAAGAAAACUUCCGCAAAGCGUUGGAAUUGAUGCAGCGAUCGAUUGGAAUCACAACGGGCGCGUCGACAUCCGGACCCACCGAACCGAUGGAUACAACGCCCUCCGCACCGAAGCCUCCCUCCCUGAUGGAUGUUCACGUGGACGCGCCGCCAUCGUUGGAAUUCAAAGAGCUGGUGUCCCAGAAGUGUGCCGAAAGGGGAAUUAUUUUUGCUCCGAUGCCCGGCCGGAGGGAGAUGGGAAAACAAGUGUAUCGCGUCGGAAAAUUAUUCUGUUAUAUUGAUCGGUCGGUUUGUAUCGUUAGCUUGGAUGGCGGUGUGAAUUGGACGCCCAUUUCGCUGUCUGCGUUGAUGGAACGAGCUGUGAGCGGUUGAGCAAUAAGUUAUAAAUUGUUACCUUCUCACUAAUCAAAUAAAUUAUGAGAGCUUGAGGUUUUUAUGUCUUUAUUAGUUGGAAGGUAAAACUAGAAUAAACACAAAUCUAAAA